AUGAAACAAGAACCACCACCAACUCCGCCGCUACACCACCGCUACCAACGGAAGAGACUGGUGGUUUUUGCCCUAAAGAAGUUCACUAAACCUAUUGCUUAUUUUAUCCUUCUCCUAAUAACCUACUUUCUAGGUUAUCUAUCUGCACCAUUUUCCACCUCAAACAAACCUGUUGUAACAUCAAGAAUUCCUCUAGAAACUAUACCAGCCACCACCUUCAUGUCCUCCACUACCAGAAACUCCGCCGCCGGCACAGUAGCUGACCACAACAGCUUUUCACUUCAGUGCGUGGAUCCAGUUAGCUCGGAAAAAGUCCGCCAAACAGUUCUUGACCGAGUCUUCCAUGGCAAGUCCCCGUGGCAAAACUUCCCCCCUGCGCAUGUUAGCACCUUCCUCCGCCAGAAACGGAUUAGAGGGUGGGGAUCAACCGGCGCAGUCUUUGAGAACCUUGUCCGGCGGGUGAGGCCCAAGACCAUAAUUGAGGUGGGCACGUUUCUAGGCGCGUCGGCUCUUCACAUGGCGAAGUUGACUCGCCAAAUCGGGAUCAAGUCUCAGAUACUCUGCAUCGACGAUUUUCGGGGCUGGCCUGGGUUCUUGGACAAAUUCAGGGACAUAAAAAUGGUGAACGGCGAUGUCUUGCUCAUGCACCAAUUCAUGCAAAAUGUAGUUUAUGCAAAUGCCACCGAGUCAGUCCUAUUCAUGCCAUUCUCCACUGCGUCAGCUCUCGAUAAGCUCUGUGAGUGGGGUGUGUUCGCUGAGUUGAUUGAGGUCGAUGCUGGUCAUGAUUUUCACUCGGCUUGGACGGAUAUAAACAAGGCCUAUAAGAUUUUACGACCCGGUGGUAUCAUUUUUGGGCAUGACUACUUUACUUCUGCUGAUAAUAAAGGCGUUCGGAGGGCGGUCAAUUUGUUCGCUCGACUCAAUAAUCUCCUAGUCGAACUUGACGGCCAGCACUGGGUCAUCAAUUCGAGCUAA
Molecule: messenger RNA, 975 nt
Organism: Fraxinus pennsylvanica
Lineage: Eukaryota; Viridiplantae; Streptophyta; Magnoliopsida; Lamiales; Oleaceae
Source: the annotation of a GenBank genome assembly